This is a messenger RNA of Musa acuminata AAA Group (dessert banana), 1634 nucleotides long. RefSeq lists its product as uncharacterized. Lineage: Eukaryota; Viridiplantae; Streptophyta; Magnoliopsida; Zingiberales; Musaceae. Gene Ontology annotation, molecular function: zinc ion binding. The record is from RefSeq and is a predicted model, not a curated record. The transcript is spliced from 8 exons. Bases 233 to 1495 code for a protein of 420 amino acids.
CCAGAACUCGGGAAUCCCCUCAUUUACCCUGGCAUUAACCACGGCCCAAUUACUCCUCUCCUUCCUUUUCCUGUUGCCUUCCACCGUCGUCGUCUUCUCUGCCCAUGAAUGAAUCUGUAUUUAAUGACUUUAAUUUCUGGUGGAAGACGCUUUACUGGCCAUCGCUGUUGUCAUCUACAUAAUACGACUGCGCCAAUCUCCACUCUUUCCUCUACCAGUGGCUCGCGAAGGAAUGGAAGACGAAUCUGUGACCGGCCCCCAGGGCGCCAAUGAAGCUGCCUCGUCCUCCUCCUCCCCAUCCUCCUCCCCCUCUCAAAAGAUUGAACACCAGACCCUGCAACCAAUAGUUGAAGGCAUUACUUAUCUGAAUUCUAGUAAUGCAACAGAUCUCGCUCUUCAAAUACCCUCUAGAGGCACUUCAUCUAGUGGAGGUUUUUCUCGUGGGCGAAGCUUCAAAAACAAGACACCUGUAGUUGAUGGAGAGAGAAGUUCGCUUCUAAAUCCUGUACUUGCUGAAGAUCCAGACAAAAGGGAGGGCACUGAAACUGCUUUUUAUGCUAAUAUUGUGUCAGCUUUUUCAUGGAAAAGAUGCACAUCACUUCCUAAUACCCCAGCACCCUGUUUAUCUCCUUCACCUGUCAAUAACAGGGCAUAUGAACAGCAGAGCUCCCAGAAGCCAGCUGCACAAUCUAAAGUUCCAAGAUCACUGUCUGUACCUGUACGAAAUAUUGUUAUUGUCAGAUCUGUAUCUUUCUCUGUUCAAAAUGAGGACACGUCUUCAGAGCCUCCUGAUGAUCAACAAGGUCCAAUGACUGAGGAUAAUGAUGAAGAGAUUCCUGAAGACGAAGCAGUUUGCAGGAUUUGUCUAAUUGGGCUAAAUGAAGGUGGAAAUUGGCUUAAGAUGGAGUGUAGUUGCAAAGGUGCCCUAAGGCUCAUACAUGAAGAAUGUGCUGUGAAGUGGUUCAGCCUGAGAGGCAACAAGAAAUGUGAAGUCUGCAGCCAAGAGGUUCUCAAUUUGCCAGUAACUUUGUUACGUAUUCAGAAUGCUGCUCAUAGGGACAGUGGUCAGCAACAUCCUGGACAGAGCUCAAGUUUGUUGUUAACCAGGACGUGGCAGGAUGUGGCUGUGCUGUUGCUUAUCAGCGCAAUGUGUUACUUCUUCUUCCUUGAGCAGCUACUGGUUAAUGACAUGAAAUUGCAUGCCGUUAUGGUUGCUGCACCAUUUUCACUGACUCUGGGUCUCUUAGGAUCAGUGUUUUCAGUGGCAUUAGCACGCAAGGAGUAUGUUUGGGCUUAUUCAGCUUUUCAAUUCUCGCUUGUCAUUAUAUUUCUUCAUCUAUUCUAUUCUGUGAUUCAAUUGAAAGCAGUUUUUGCAAUCCUGAUCGCGUCGUUUGCUGGAUUUGGUAUUUCAAUGGGAAUUAAUUCGUUGUUUCUUCAGUUCUUUGCAUGGAGAGAUCGGGCUGUCCAACAACAAAUGAACACUAACCCAGUGUAGAUGAAUCAUAUCUGUAACACAUGAGCCGUCCAGUUACAUUAAAUCUACAUAUUUAUUAGCUGUUAUCUUAUUAAAAAUUCAGAUACAAGCAAAUUUCUAUAAAUAAUAGUCCAAGUUGAUCCUUGGAGUUUGAUGACCA